CGCCGCAGGUAAUUCGCAAAAUCCGAGCAGAGCAGUUCUCAGAUGCCUCUGGAAACCUGAAGCUGUGGUGCCAGUUCUUCAAUAUUUUGAGUGACUCUAAGCUGACCUGGUACAAGGAUGAGGUGCCUGUGGCGGAUGUCAGAAGAAGUGCUGGGGAUGAAGGGCAGGCAGCCCUGGCCAUCGUGCAGGUCUCCCAGAAGGACUGUGGGGUCUAUCAGUGCGCCAUCCAGAAUGAAUAUGGCACAGAUACCACUGACUUCCUGCUGAGUGCUGAAGUCUUGUCGGGAUUUAUCUUCAAAGAAGAAAUAGAAGCUGGUGAGGAGAUCGAGAUGACACCCAUGGUGUUUGCCAAAGGCCUGGCUGAUUCUGGCUUCUGGGGGGAUAAGCUCUUUGGCAGGAUUAUGAUGGAGGACCUGGAGGCAGGCCAAGGUUUCCUGCGGAAGGCGUGUCGCGCCCGUGCCAUCUACGGCCUCGAGCCUGUCUUUGAGUCUGGGCACACGGGCAUUAUCAAAGUCCACAACCUCAUUGCCUUCGGUGGACGCAGCGAGAGCACGCUGGUGGAGAGGAACUACGACAUCACCAUCCAGGAGUGUAAGAUCCAGAAUUCAAGUCGGGAGUACUGCAAGAUCUUUGCUGCAGAAGCGCGAGCUGUUCCUGACUUUGGGCCGGUGCCUGAAAUCAUGCCCUUAUACCUGAUCUACCGCCCAGCCAACAACAUCCCCUACGCCACCAUGGAGGAGGACCUGCCGGGCCAGUUUGAGCUCUACUGCAGGCGAGAACGAGAUGGCAGUGGCUUGGCUCCAGCCAACCCUUCUGAGGUUGGGCAGAAGUGCUGUACUUUCCAGCACUGGCUGUACCAGUGGACAAACGGCAACAUCCUAGUGACGGAUUUGGAAGGUGUUGGGUGGAAGGUCACCAAUGUGAGAAUUGCCACCAAAACGAAGGGGUACCAAGGCCUGAAGGAGAGCUGCUGCCCCAACCUGCUUGACCACUUUGCUGCUUCCCACCAAUGCAACCGCUACUGUGAGCUCCUGGCCCUCAAGGGCCUUGAAGUCCACCCUCCGGCCGCCAAGGUCAAAGGCUCCCGCAGCCCCAUCACGGGCAGGAAGAGCUCCUCGGCUCAGUCAAGUCCCCAGCUUCAGAAGAAGGGGCUGGCCAGCCCCCAGCCCUCACGGAAAGGCUCCGUGAGCCCCAAGAGUGCCCGCCGGGGCCCUGAGAACACAACGGAGCCGCCCUCGGCCCCCCGGCCCAAAGGAAGGGACAAUGGCAGAGCAGGACGGCUGCAAUGAUGGGUCAAGAGGGGGGAGCCUCCGCACUGCCUUGCAGGUGUGUGCCUGGGGGAGGGGAGUGCAGCUGCUCCCAGAGGCCGUGGCCUCUCGCAGCUCCUCCUCCCCUCCAGCAUGUCAGGUCUGUGUGUGGUCUUUGAGGGAGGGGCCCCUGCUGUGCCUUGGAGAAGGUUCUGCUUGGGAAGGAUGAUGGGGUGGGGGGACAGCCUUUGGCCUCUGCUCAACCCCUGGACAGGUGGGCGUCUCCAUAGCUGCAGUAUCUCUGCCUAGGACGAGAGGAACCCGGCUCGGCACUCUGCACACACUUUGAGGUGC
This is a messenger RNA of Pogona vitticeps (central bearded dragon), 1601 nucleotides long. Lineage: Eukaryota; Metazoa; Chordata; Lepidosauria; Squamata; Agamidae. The record is from RefSeq and is a predicted model, not a curated record.